UUGAGAGGAGAGGGAGAGAGAGGAGAGAGAGGCCAAGGGAGGAGAGAGAGAGGCCAAACGAGGAGGAGGAGGAGGAGGAGGAGGAGGGCGAUGUGGUGCCAAUCGUGCAGGGGGGAGUACGAAGAGGAGGAGCGCGGGACGUGCAAGGAGUGCUACGACGAGGCGAGCGAGACGAAGGCAGGAGCUCAAAGCGCUGAGAUCGACGACCUCAAGUCCAAGGUUGAGUUCCUCCGCCUCGCCUCCCACUCCCACGAUCCCAAGCCACCUCCCACUAUUUCCACCGUCCAUCCCUGCCUCCCUCCUCCUCCUCCGUCACUCCUACCCGACCUCCUCCUCCACGCUUCCUCCUCCUCCUCCUCCUCCGCCGCCGCCGCCGCCCCUCCCGUCCCCGCCCACCGCGCCGUCCUCAUCAGCAGGUCUCCCGUUUUUAAGGCAAUGCUGGAGAACGAGAUGGAGGAGAGCCGGAGUGGCAUAAUAAAAAUCCACGACGUCUCCUACGAUGUGCUCCGCUCGUUCGUCCACUACUUGUACACCGCGGAAGUGCUUCUGGAUGAGCAGCUGGCGUGCGACCUUCUGGUGCUAGCAGAGAAGUACCAAGUGAAGCACCUCAAGUGCUUCUGCGAGAAGUUCAUGACGUCCAAGGUGAACAACGACAAUGCCCUUGCAAACUACGCCUUUGCCCACCGGCACAAUGCGAAACCGCUACUCGAGGCGGCCCUUUCGUUGAUAAUGGACAACAUGGCCACUCUGACCGAGAGAGUAGAGUACAAGGAACUCGUGGACGAGGACCCGCGGCUUGUUGUGGAGAUUUACGAGGCCUAUCUCACUAGGCAGGUAAAUACGGCCGCCAAAGAUUCACGGCUGGCACCAUAACAGGGAGACACAAAAAGAAGGGGCAUGUGUGAAUCAUUAUCUUGUAUACAUUCCACCUCCAAUUGCUGAUUUUUUGGGAAUCAUGGAUAAAUAUAGAGAUGCGGAAAUUUCUCUUCUAUAUGCGUGAGCGUUUGUCAAUGUAGUGCGCUUUUUUUCUCUUGUUGUACGAAGAAGGUAUAGUAAUGUAUGGAUAUUCCCUCGCUAUAGGACAUUUUGAGGUAGACACCUCAACUCUAGCUAUUUUGUUGA
Molecule: messenger RNA, 1122 nt
Organism: Ananas comosus (pineapple)
Lineage: Eukaryota; Viridiplantae; Streptophyta; Magnoliopsida; Poales; Bromeliaceae
Product: BTB/POZ domain-containing protein At4g08455
Biological process (GO): regulation of proteolysis; proteasome-mediated ubiquitin-dependent protein catabolic process
Cellular component (GO): cytoplasm
Molecular function (GO): ubiquitin protein ligase binding
Source: RefSeq, a predicted model, not a curated record